AUGCCUUCCUUACCUGAACAUCAUUCUUUGUUUCCUCCUCCUCCUCCUCCUCCUCCUCCUCCUCCUCCUCCGCCUUCCCCACCCCCUCCUAACAUGCCUAUUGCCCUUCUUCCUUUCCCCCUUCCACAUCUCAUCCUCUUCCCCUUCCUACGCUUUACUGCUUAUUUCACUUCUUCCCACAGGAGACAAAGCCGUGCUUCAACCGCCAAAGAGGCAAUUUCGAUGAUACCUGACGCCUGGUUGAAACCGUCUGCCACAGCUUGGCGUGUUGGCUAUGAUUUUGUGGUAAAUUAAUGUAGGUCACGGAUCCCCAACGUAGUCUCUCUGGGCUCUGGACUCCGAACUUUCAUGAAUAUGAGUAUGCGACUAUGGUUUGACUGGUGUAAUGAACCAGCACAUGCGUAUCUACAGUACCUGUGCUAACUCAUGAAAUGCCGAGGUCAAAAUUAUAGUGGACAAUGUAGUGUAUUUUUGGUGUCGUUAUUUGUGUUUAUUUAGUUGAAAUAAGGACGAAAAGACCGUUUUCUGAAGGAAAGUUUGAUACGGAUCCGUAUAUUAAAUAGAAAACGGGCCGGAUUAAGGCGAAAUCGGAGGAUUCCUGAUAUUCAAGCAGUUUUCUACGCUAUUAAAGCUUUCGGAUCGAAAUUCUUUGUGUAACCUUAUUAAUCUGUUUAAGAAGAUUAAUAAAAGGACGAAAUUUUUUAAUAAACUUUCGAACAAAAAGAAAAAAUUAAAUUUCAAUAUCGACAAAAUCAGGGAAAUGCAGAUAAAUUAUUUCUUAUUGUGUUCAGGAAAUAACGUGCGAUUCUUUAUCUAAAAAUUCUAUUUUACAAAUUCGUAAAGUUUUAUGUUUCAAAAUACCGAAAUAAAAAAUGUUAUCAGUGUGAUUGUUUUACCAGACUGAAAAUGCGUGUCGUAAACGAAUAUAUAUUGAGUUCGCGCGACAUGCCGUCACUUUGCUCUGCCACGCCAAACGAUAACUAUGUCUAAACAAUACUUAUCCGAAGUUGACUUCCAGCGCAUUCGAAAAUUAGCGGCGGAAGGAAUCCCGCGUGAGUCGUUAGCUAGUAUUUUCAAUAUUAGCAAGGUCACUCUGUGGCGCAUUAUUAAUGAUAAAACUGUUCCUAGAAAUGAGAUAGGGGGACCAAAACGGUCCACAAGUAAGCAAGACGACGAUUUUAUUCGUCGUACAUUAAAAAAGUUUCAUUACAUGCCCAUUGAGGCCAUUCAGCGGGAACAUCUGCCGAUGUUUUCUAUGAACAUCAUUAGAAAAAGGAUGAAGGAAUUUGAACUGCAGCGGCGGAAGGCCAUGAUUAAGCCAUAUUUAAGUAGAAAACUAAUUAGAGAACGGCUUUUAUUUGCUAAGACUGGGAUGUUAAGCCAGUCGACGCGCCCAAGGUCCAGUCCCCGGGACCCUGUGUUGUCACUGGUGUGCAUUGAGAAGUAGAAGACUUGAGAACUAUAUAACUACAAAUAUUUCUCAUAGGCGGGCUGUAGUUUCCGCAUGGCUGCUCCGAUAGGAGACAGGGUGCAUUUCUUCUGUGGGUUCAAAGAUGAGCCCUCUCCAACGUACCGACUGGCAAAAUGGCUGUUUCGGCGCCUCAAAUUUCUGACCGCUGAUUCGGACACCACAGUCUGUUCGUCCACACAAUGCCUGGAGAAGCUUAAAGGAGUAAGUCUCUUGCCAAAUGAGGUCAUGGUAUCUUUUGAUGUCACUUCCCGCUUUACUUCUAUCCCCCAGGAUCUGGCAAUCGAGACCGUCCAACUACUCCUACGAAACAAGUACAAUGAAACGGAGAAUCGUCUCGGACAUACGCAAGUCCUUCAGCUCCUAAAGUUCUGUCUCAGGACGUACUUCACGUUUGACGGAACAGUCUACGAGCAGGUGAAACGAACACCAAUGGGCUCGCCGAUUUCGGGAUUCAACGCCGAGGCGGUCCUACAGCGGUUAGAGUCGCUGGUCUUCCAACACCACAGACCGAAAUUCUGGGCUCGGUAUUUGGACGAUACCUUCGUCGUAAUCGAACGGGAUCAGGUGCUAACGUUCAAAUAACGUCUCAACAGCGUCUUUCCGGAUAUACAAUUUACGAGGGAAGAGGAAGAAAAUAAGCAGCUGGCAUUCCUUGAUGUCCUCAUCUGUCGCAAAGAUUGUGGUGGCUUAAAGGCCAAAGUGUUCAGAAAAGCGACGAACAUGACGCAGCUACUGAACUUCAGCAGUAAUCACCCAAUCAGCCACAAACGCAAUUGCGUAAGAACGCUAUUUCGGCGUAUUGAGACGCACUGCAGUGAACCGAAAGACAAGAUUGCCGAAUCCCAAUAUCUUCGACGGGUUUUCAGAGAAAAUGGUUACUCACGCAACUUCGUCAACCGGUGCAUCCGCAAACGAGACGAGCGACAAAAUCGUGCCGAUCCCAAAUUCUGGCGAGCGAUCCCGUACAUCAAGAACGUCUCCGAGACCGUUAGUCGCCUUCUCGCAUCACUUGGGGUUGGAGUUGCACACAGACGGGAGGUCGCCAUAAGACGUCAGGUAAUGAGACCAAAAGACCCACUGCCACGGCAGGAAACAUCUGGAGUCGCUUACCGGACCUGGUGCAGUUGCGGACAAAGCAACUACGUCGGAGAAACUGAAAGACGGCUCCGAACGCGAAUUGCCGAACACGCGGCUUCGGUACGGAGAAAUGACGCCAACUCUCAGGUCGCGGCCCAUUCGACGAGACCCGGCCACACAUUCAAGUUCGAUGAGGCCGAAAUUCUCGCGAGAGGGGAUAAUCGCGUGAGCCGCGAGUUGCUUGAGUCAUGGUUCACGGGACCUCAGUCUAUCAACAAGUGCAACGACAUCCCCACUCCAUAUUCUGUCCUGAGGCAUAGACUGGCCAAAGCAAUUGACCACUCGGGGAGCGCACAAGCCGGUGAGCCAGAUGGCCGAGCAAUCAUCACGCCAGCAUCCAACACGGACGAUGAGAUUUAAGCAAUUAACAACUUGCAUGCCGGCCAUGAAGCCAUUAGCGAGCCAGCGGGCCACAAUUCUUGAUGAAGGGGAUCGCGGUUAAUUGCUAUCGAUAUGCGAUAGCAUAGAGACUGCAUCCUAUAAAUACUACAACUUCCGGUGCACGAGCCAUCCUUUUCUGCCACUAUCUCUGAUUAUGGAUUCAAGUGAGAAUCUGAGACGUCAAGCGAAUAAAGCCCUUGUUCCAGCGGUCGCUCCUUCUUCUUCUUCUUCUUCUUCUUCUUCUUCUUCUUCUGGUCAACUAGUUCCUGGAACUCGCAUCUUCGCUUGUAUCGAUAAUGAGCUCUCUUCCAACGCCCUUCUCCCAUCUACGUCACCCCCAUCCUCCUGCCUGCAAGUCUCGUGACUCCCUUCUUGAUCCUACUUCUCCUUCUCCCGCAGCUCCAUUAUCAUAUUCCUCUCCUCACAGUACAUUCACUAAUGUUUCCGCUCCCCUCCCUCUCUCCUCUACUGCCUCUCCAUCCCAAUCUCUCCUUGCAAACCGCAUAAUUUCUAGUUUGCGUCUCAGUCUUCCUCGGCUGCCUGAACACCUUCCUGAAACAUCUUCUCAUCCAUCGCUUCCUCGUAACCGUUAUCCUCCUUCCUCUUGUUUUGUCAUUGUUCUUUAGCUCAUUAGAUGCAUCGUCCUCGUUUCCUUACUCUCCUCCUCCUCCUCCUCCUCCUCCACCAUCACCACCACCAUCAUCUUACUCUUCUUAUUCGCCUUCUUCCUAG
This is a messenger RNA of Spirometra erinaceieuropaei, 3721 nucleotides long. Lineage: Eukaryota; Metazoa; Platyhelminthes; Cestoda; Diphyllobothriidea; Diphyllobothriidae. The record is from the annotation of a GenBank genome assembly.